AUGGCUUACAAAACUCCGUUAGGCACAACUCCGUAUCGGUUGGUGUAUGGCAAAGCUUGUCAUUUACCGGUCGAAAUGGAAUAUCUUUCACAAUGGGCCGUCAAGGAAAUUAAUUUAGAUCUAGAGAAGGCCGGUGAAGCGAGACUUCUUCAAUUGAACGAGCUAGAUGAGAUUCGGCUUGAUGCUUAUGAGAACCAUAGGCUCUACAAGGAGCAAACGAAGAAGUUUCAUGAUAAGAUGAUCCAAACUCGGGAGUUCAAUAUUGGUGACAAGGUGUUGCUUUAUAACUCAAGACUUCGGCUCUUUCCUGAAAAGCUUAAGUCUAGAUGGUCCGGGCCUUUCACAGUCACUGAUGUCAAAGCACACGAAGCCAUUGAGGUUGCUAGUGAAAAUGGCACGAAAUUCAAGGUAAAUGGACAACGUUUGAAGCUAUAUACCGAGGGUGCUUUUAUUGGUAAAUUGGAGACGAUUUAUCUCUCCGAUCUACCAAUUGAUGUUUGA
Molecule: messenger RNA, 501 nt
Organism: Chenopodium quinoa (quinoa)
Lineage: Eukaryota; Viridiplantae; Streptophyta; Magnoliopsida; Caryophyllales; Amaranthaceae
Exons: 1
Coding region: 1-501 (166 amino acids)
Source: RefSeq, a predicted model, not a curated record